Messenger RNA from Herpailurus yagouaroundi (jaguarundi), 2248 nucleotides. RefSeq names its product RAD1 checkpoint DNA exonuclease (gene RAD1). The record is from RefSeq and is a predicted model, not a curated record. The transcript has 6 exons. Gene Ontology annotation, cellular component: nucleus; checkpoint clamp complex. Gene Ontology annotation, biological process: DNA repair; DNA damage checkpoint signaling. The coding region runs from base 394 to 1239 and encodes 281 amino acids. Lineage: Eukaryota; Metazoa; Chordata; Mammalia; Carnivora; Felidae.
UCGCUCCCCUUUCCGAUCUCUAUGAUACCGUACGCUCGGCUCUGCAGUCCCCCGGCUCUAUGGUACCUCUUUCCGGUUUCUCGUAACGCACUCGCGCCUCUCUAGGCCACCUCUAGCUCUGUGGUGACGGAGGCCGCAGUGGCUGUCUGGUCUGAAAAGAGUGGCGGGAGCAGCUCUACUCCCUCCACACCUACUCGGGAAGCGCGGCUCGCUUCCCCCUGGCUGCGAAGGGCUGUCGGACGCCCGGACCCCGCCACAAAGCGCAGGUUGACUUCGCGAGCCUUGCGGGCAUUGAUCCGGAGUUUUAUUGUCGAAUCUCAUCAGGUGUUUCGCGAUCCGCAGCAGCAGGUGUCGGCACCGGGAACGUCCCUUGGGGCCAGAUGAGCAGUGGACAUGCCCCUCCUAACUCCACAGAUCCAAGAUGAGAAUGAUUACAGCUUAGUGGCCAGCCUUGACAACGUUAGGAAUCUCUCCACUGUCUUGAAGGCUAUUCAUUUCCGAGAACACGCUACCUGUUUCGCUACUAAAAAUGGAAUCAAGGUUACAGUGGAAAAUGCAAAGUGUGUGCAAGCAAAUGCUUUUAUUCAGGCUGGAAUAUUUCAAGAGUUUAUAGUUCAGGAAGAGUCUGUUACUUUUCGAAUAAAUUUAACUGUCCUUUUAGACUGUUUAUCUAUAUUUGGAUCAAGUCCUAUGCCAGGGACUUUAACUGCACUGCGGAUGUGUUACCAAGGUUAUGGUUACCCUUUGAUGCUCUUUCUGGAAGAAGGAGGGGUGAUGACAGUCUGUAAAAUCAAUACUCAGGAGCCUGAGGAGACUCUGGAUUUUGAUUUCUGCAGCACCAAUGUUAUUAAUAAAAUUAUUCUGCAGUCAGAGGGGCUCCGUGAAGCAUUUUCCGAAUUGGAUAUGACGAGUGAGGUCCUACAGAUCACCAUGUCUCCCAACAAGCCUUAUUUCAGGUUAUCUACUUUUGGGAAUGCAGGAAGCUCCCACCUUGAUUAUCCCAAAGAUUCUGAUUUGAUGGAAUCAUUUCAAUGUAAUCAGACCCAGGUCAACAGAUACAAGAUUUCUUUACUGAAACCCUCUACAAAGGCAUUAGUCCUAUCUUGUAAGGUGUCUAUUCGAACAGAUAACCGAGGAUUCCUCUCAUUACAGUAUAUGAUUAGGAAUGAAGAUGGACAGAUAUGUUUUGUGGAAUAUUACUGCUGCCCUGACGAAGAGGUUGCUGAAUCAGAGUCUUAAGUAUGGCAUUCGCUGUGAUAGCUAUCUUGACAUUCAUGAUCUGUCACAUUCUCGUUCUGGGUAUAGUGCUCUCCAGAAUACUGGGUUUUCUGAAGGGAAGAAGCAUGGAGGAGAUAGGAACAAGGUCCAUGUACCCUAAUAGUUGCUGUGUAUUUUGUAAGUAAAUGUUUUCAUGUAGUCGUAGAUUAACCAGUACUGGACUGGACUGUGGUUCUGUCUUUUGAACUCAUGGGACUCAUUUUGAGCCAAGAUGAACAACUUAUUUAAGUAGGACACGUUAAGAGUCUAAAAAUGUAAAGUUUGGUGAUUCUGUACCUGAAAUGUUCUUUUAUUUACUUACCGUUAGAAAAAGCAGCAGCAUCUGGGCACUGAUUAUUAGUUUGACUUCCGGACUGUGUCUUAACGCGGUGGUCCUCAGAGUAUGGUGCCUGGACCGAGAGCAUCAGCAGUACCUGGAGACUUGUCAGAGAUGCUGGAGGGUGGCCAGCCGUCUGUAGCUUCAGUCAUUUCCUCCAGGAAAUUAGAUGCAUGUUCAAGUUUGAGAACCACUGUUUUGAAGGAUACGUUUAUUUUUUUGCAUUUAUAGCAUUCAAUUGCAUUGAAGUGAAUGCUGUUACAUGUGAUUUCUUCCCAAAUGUUCAGAAGUUUACGCUUUGCCAAACAAGUGUGAGUAAUUGUAUGAUUUACCUUUAAAGUAUACAUUUUAAAGAAAUCUAUGAACAAGAUAUAAAAGUCUUCUGAGUUACAGAAUUUCUUCUCGCUCUCAGAACUGUUCAGUGCAAGAAGUACUGUAGUAAGUACUUAGAUACCUUCUAUUUGCUUAUACGCGUCUCUCAACCAAACCAAGUGUAGAAAACCAGUUAUCAAGUGAUUUUGCACUUUCUUGGGUCAUUUUCAAUUAACUUUUAUGGCAUGUAAAUAUUUAAUAAAAUACAAUGCUAAAAUUACCUGACUUGUUUUGUAACAGAGAAAUAUAUAACCAAAAUAAAGGUCCGUACAUGUGGUAACA